Molecule: messenger RNA, 2778 nt
Organism: Canariomyces notabilis
Lineage: Eukaryota; Fungi; Ascomycota; Sordariomycetes; Sordariales; Chaetomiaceae
Exons: 3
Coding region: 437-2626 (729 amino acids)
Source: RefSeq, a predicted model, not a curated record
CAAGCGUCCAAGUCCGUGUAACUUACUUGACUUUUAUCAUUGCAGACCCAGAUCCUCAAGGCCACCUACUAUAUGUACUUGUACAUGCAAGACAAGUCAGUACCUGUACAGUCUCACCACGAUUAUUGACGCCCCGGUCCCAACGGAAUUUUUGAAUUCGAUUUCACCUGUCGCACCUUGAGAGCCGGAAUACGGGGAAUACGCGUAUAUAUACGGUUAUACGGGGUCCUAGCCAGCUGCGCCUUGCGGAGUUGCCUGUGAAACGAACCCUCUAUAUCCCAGUCUGAACCGCAUCUACAACAAUCUUCCCGCAAUAUAUUAUCGGCGGUAUCACCGUUUAUUCUAUCCAUUGCCCUCUUCUACCAAAUAUCUAGCAAACCGAGCCUAAGCAGUCUCCAAUUGCCCCUACACCGAAGCCUCCGUUCCCACCGCAAACAUGACCCACCACCACGAACCUUUCAAAUCCCUAUCACCUCUUUCUUGGCCAAACGACAUCUCUCCACACCUCGACGCCGCCGGUGCCCCCUCAGAGAACUCGGAGUCCCCGCUCGGCAAGCUCCUCACGACAACAGUCGCAGACGCCCUGCUGCUGGUGGAGUCCAUCCCGAGCCCAACGGCACAGGAGAGGACAUACAGCAGCAGCACCCCACUUGCCACCGUCGGCCGCGCCCGGUCCCAGACCGACCCGUCAGCAGCACACAGAGGAGGAAGUGGGGGGUCCGCCAGCAGGGACAAGGACAAGGAAAGGGAUGGCGUGGUGGUGCAGAAACUGCGCGGCGAAUGGAAGGACAUCAAAAUCCCGCCGAAAGAUAAUCCGCAUGGUAUCAGCAUGUACAAGCUCGCGGCUAAGGAUGGGAAGGGGGCUUGGUUUGCAAGGAGGAGUCUGCAUGUGCCGGGGCGUCAGGGCGCGGGUGGGGAGGUUGGGUUUGAGAUGUGGGAGGCUGCAUUGAGAAAGGAGAUGCAAGAGACACUUGCCAGGUGCAAGGGGAAAGAGCCCGGUACGGGAAACAUCAGGGGGAUCGGGGCCGAGAAGCGGGUAAAGAGGGUUGAGAUCCCUGAGGGGGUUCUGGAAGUGUACCAGGUUUCGGCUCGGUUCCCUGGCCCGACGACACCCAGAGAUUUCGUCACGGUGCUUAUGAUGCCGCGGCCGGCAGAGGGCAAGUCCGACCGGACUGGACGCCAACCUAGGCAAUUCGUCAUUGUGUCAAGGCCAUGCGAUGGGCAUCCCGAUUGCCCGUCCAGGUCAGGAUUCAUACGCGGACAGUACGAGUCUGUCGAGGUCAUACGCGAGGUGCCCGUGGACAAGCCGCUCAGGAGGGUGAAGUCGUCGAUCGACUUGAGCAGAGACGACGUCAAACAACUGGCUGAUGAAGCCGGAGAUCACGCGAGCAAAGAGGCCGUACUACGCGCUGCGAAGAAGGCCGCCGAAUCGGAGGGCGAGCAAGAUGGGAAAGUGUCAUUCCCCGGAUCACCCGCAAAGUCUUCUGGCGGCAGAGAUGAAGAGGAUGAGAUGGCCAUCGAAUGGCUGAUGGUCACGCGCAGCGACCCAGGCGGCAGUGUACCUCGGUUCAUGGUCGAAAAGGGCACUCCAGGAGGGAUUGUCAAUGACGCUGGGAAGUUUAUCAAGUGGCUCUCUUCUCAGAAGAGGGAAGAUCUGUUGGCAGCCAGUACAGAUGGGGUAGAUCAGCAGGAGACGAAACCGACAGAAGAGUUUCGCCAGAAGGCAGAGUCGGGAGAGAGUCCAGCAAAAAUAGCUGAGCACGAUCACCUCCAAGACGGCGAUGCUCCGCGAGAAGGAGAACAGCCACCCCAGGGUGGCUUAUACGGCAUGUUUACAAACGCUCUGGGAGCCGCCAGCUCGGCUGUGGCCAGCAGAGUAGCUGCAUUUAGCCCCUCAUACCCGAUAGUUGACGGAACCGGCAGCGCCGACGAAAGCUACGCCUCGUCAGAAGCCAGCUUUGAGUCAGCCGAGGAGGGCUCGCCCAGCAGUUCCCUAGCCGACCAAGCUAGCGUCAGGGGGGAAGCCUCGGCCAUGGACGCCGCUUCGACCAAAUCCGCGCAUUCAACUGUUUCCGAGAACCCGCCGCUUUCACACCAGGAAUCGACCUCGCUCUCACGCACGCAGGCCCAGCACGAGAAGGAGCUGCGCAAGCUCAAACAGCGCAUGGUCAAAGCCCAAGAAAAGCUCGAGCGUUCCCAAGCCAAACGGCGAGCCGACAGCAAGAGCAGCAACAAGGGCGGCGGCGCAACCACAACAGAUGACGAGGCGACAGCAGCAACAGCAGCAGCCAAAGCCAAGGAGAAAGAAAAGGACGACCUAGCGCUGGCCAAGCUGCGCGAGAAGCACGAGCGCGAGAUCGCCAAGCAGGAAGAGAAGUACCGGCGCGAGCUCAAGCGGCUCGAAGAGAAGCACGCCGCCGAGGAGCGCAAGGCCGCGGAGCGGCGUCGCAAGGCAGCCGAGCGCAAGGAGCGCGCCAACAUCCAGAUGGAGCUGGAGCGGACGCGGGCCGAGCGGGACGUGGCGCUCAAGCAGAUCGAGAUGCUCAAGGCGCAGGUCGGCGAGCUGCAGGCGCAAAAUACCAUGCUGGUUGCGAAGUUGGGUAAGGAGAAGGAGAAGGGCAAUUGAAGGAUGGGGCUGGGAAGGUCGCUGUGUAGCUAUAUACGAAUCUACCUAUGUACUAAGGAGGGGUUGUUUAGGGUUUUCUAGGACGCGGCCGGUGGGUGUUAAGGAGGCCGUCGAUCUUCCUCAUAUGUAUUAGCAUAUACUACAAUGUCGCU